This is a messenger RNA of Solanum stenotomum, 470 nucleotides long. Its product is annotated as 40S ribosomal protein S30. Bases 82 to 270 code for a protein of 62 amino acids. Gene Ontology annotation, molecular function: structural constituent of ribosome. The transcript has 3 exons. NCBI's taxonomy places the organism in Eukaryota, Viridiplantae, Streptophyta, Magnoliopsida, Solanales, Solanaceae. Gene Ontology annotation, cellular component: cytosolic small ribosomal subunit; ribosome. The record is from RefSeq and is a predicted model, not a curated record. Gene Ontology annotation, biological process: translation.
CUUCCUAUAAAUUCAUCUUAAUUUCCCCAAAACCCUAACCCUUGAAUACUAACCUUCGCACCGGCGUCUCAGAAAUCAACCAUGGGUAAGGUUCACGGAUCGCUUGCUCGUGCUGGUAAGGUUAGAGGGCAAACACCCAAGGUUGCGAAGCAGGAUAAGAAAAAGAAACCCAGAGGACGUGCACACAAGCGUAUGCAAUACAAUCGCAGAUUCGUCACUGCUGUUGUUGGCUUUGGUAAGAAGAGGGGACCAAACUCUUCUGAGAAGUAGAUGAGGACAUGAGUUACUUAAGCCAGAAAAGUUGUUUUCACCUUUGCUUUGUUUGUAAAUUUUGAUUCUCAGACAUCAUAAUGGGAGAAGACUAGUUUUACUACUGUUAUUUGUAGGAUGGAUGAGUACUUUUGUUUUUGGAAGAAUUAAUUGAAUUUUAUCCUGUCUUUUUUAUACUUCAUCAAAAUCAUUUUAAUUCA